UCCCUGUGCCACCUAGUUUCGGAGUUUCAACAUUCAACAAUGGUACCUCAAGCUUUGUCAGUGCCUGCGAGUUCCAGCUUGGCUAUCGCUUCUCGCACCAGAAGUCCCUCCCACCUCGUAUUUUCUCAAAGAAACCCGUGCUCGAUAGCUUCUUCCUUGCCAAACCCAUAUGGCCAUUCAUCGGAAGUUGGGUUAUCAAGUAAAAGCCGUGGCUUUCCUUUAAAACAUGAUGAGAAAAAUAUCCAUGGUGCUAGUACAAGUUAUGGUGCAAUUGAAGCCAAGGGGAAUCCGCCGAUAACUCCAGCAGUGAUGACUCCUGGAGGACCUCUUGAUCUCACAUCUGUUUUGUUCAGGAAUCGUAUAAUCUUCAUAGGUCAGCCAGUCAAUUCACAAGUGGCUCAGAGAGUUAUAUCCCAGCUUGUGACUCUAGCUACUAUAAAUGAAAAUGCAGACAUACUGGUAUAUAUAAAUUGUCCUGGUGGAAGCACAUAUUCAGUGUUGGCAAUUUAUGAUUGCAUGUCUUGGAUAAAGCCCAAGGUUGGUACCGUGUGUUUUGGAGUAGCUGCAAGCCAAGGAGCACUUCUCCUUGCUGGAGGUGAGAAGGGAAUGCGCUAUGCGAUGCCAAAUGCUCGCAUAAUGAUACAUCAACCACAGAGUGGAUGUGGGGGUCAUGUUGAGGAUGUCAGACGCCAAGUGAAUGAAGCUGUUCAAUCUCGCCAUAAAAUUGACAAGAUGUAUAGUGUUUUUACUGGACAGCCAUUAGAGAAGGUGCAACAGUACACAGAGAGGGACCGUUUUCUGUCUGUUUCUGAGGCUUUGGAGUUUGGUCUUAUUGAUGGUGUCCUGGAAACAGAGUAUUGAAUACAUUUUAUUUGCAGGAUAUAUCUUAGAGAUCAUUCUUGCAUAUAAGGUGGUCGUUUCCCAUGGGAGCCAAGUAAUAUUCACAGCCAUUUGAAUAUUAUUCAACAUUCUACCUAUUGCAGUGGAAGAAACUACCUCAUCAAAUUGUUGCAGCAAAAGGGAUGACCUUGUGGGAUGUGCAUGAUGAUGAUACAUUCAUUGUGGUGGUUGCAAAGUAGGCAUCUACUAUCCUGCUGCAUCAUUCUAUGUUUACAUUGCUAGGACUGAGUUUUUCAGAUUUAAUUCUCGUUUAAGUUCUUUUGGCAGAAAAAAAAUAAAAAUAAUUGUGCAUUAACAUAUUUUAAUUCUUGUUUAAAUUGCAUAAGGAUUGUCUACACACGAGAUCUGCUGUAUUUCUUGGUAUCUAAAAGCUAGAAUUUACUACAGAAUAUUAACCACAA
Glycine soja is the source of this 1301-nucleotide messenger RNA. Its product is annotated as ATP-dependent Clp protease proteolytic subunit 6, chloroplastic-like. The record is from RefSeq and is a predicted model, not a curated record. The transcript is spliced from 10 exons. Gene Ontology annotation, molecular function: ATP-dependent peptidase activity; ATPase binding; serine-type endopeptidase activity. Gene Ontology annotation, cellular component: endopeptidase Clp complex. The coding region runs from base 40 to 861 and encodes 273 amino acids. NCBI's taxonomy places the organism in Eukaryota, Viridiplantae, Streptophyta, Magnoliopsida, Fabales, Fabaceae. Gene Ontology annotation, biological process: protein quality control for misfolded or incompletely synthesized proteins.